CCGAUAGCAUCGUUUCGUGGGGGCACAAUCAUUUUUCGAUUGGUUAUUCGGUGUUUUUGGCGAAGACGAACGGUUUUCCGCGCAAUCGUAUCAUUUUUAAUUUUUUUGUUUUCGUUUUUGUUUUGUUUGUUUCCGUUUCCAAAGAAAGUUGGGAGUUGAAAACGUUGAAUUUCGCUUUCUUUUCUUGAUUUGAUCGGUGCAAUCUCGGCAAUCUGUAAAUAUCCGAACCUCAGCAGAAAAUAACCGAUUUUGAAAACUUAAAAUUUCCAUAGAAUUUUUUUUUUUGGUGAAAAAAAAAAACGUGAUGCACGAAAGUGGCCAAUUAGAGUACCUUUAAAUUGUAGUUAAGUUUUUUUUUUAUGUUCGUGAUAUAUAACGAAAUCAGCUGCUGUACAAAAAUCAGCAAAUAUUUUUCCACACAAGCCGACUCCACUUGUUUAUGAUCACACAAGAAAAACGUUCACAAUUUGAGAAGACCAUCAAAGGAGAGAGAGAGAAAAAGCGAACACUUGUUCAAUUAAAUUUGCGGACAAGAGUUGAUUUUCCUCCUCUCGAUCUGCCGCUACACAUAGUCAUAGAACUAUUGAAGUAUAUAUAGCACGCAAAUACAAAAACACCGAUGGUUUUCGAUCAUUUUCACAAAUCCAAUGCUGAUUCACAGGCAAACCAUGCCCCAAACUCUAUGUAUCGAAAUGAAGUUAGCGAAUUGAAGACGAAUUUGCUUGUUGUUUCAUUUUCGGUUCGGAAUACUUUGUCGGUUUUCCUAUGUGUAACGUUAGCUAAGUGUUUGCACCACAACAAACACCGUCACAAUAAAUGAUGUGGAACAGCUUCAUCGAAAGAAUAACUGAAAUUUGGCGAAACGGAACAAUGAGGCGUACUUACCAGAGCAAUGGGAGUACAAUGUACGAAGCGAACACUACAUACACUAGAUCCUCAUCAAUUACGGCAGAUCAAGUUACUUCAUAUCUUUUGGAAAACCCAGAUUUUCUCGAGAGACACAUAAUGAAGGAAAUUGAAUUGGAGCAACUGGAACGAUGGAUGAUACGUCGAACACAACAGGCAAAGAAAACAGCACCAUCAGCAAUGGGUAAAAAUGGGCGAAAAACGAGUUUAUCCAGAUGUAUUUAUAGAUGGAAAUUCUGCGUGCAUGCCGAUAAACGUCAAAUGCUAUUGGACCUGACACAUUCAUUGCAAUUGCAUCCAACUAAAGCGCACGUAUUGUGGGAACUAUCGAAUUGCAUAUCAUCGGCUGUUGGUGCUGACAGUUUUCGCUUGUAUUUAGCUGAUAAUGGUAAUCCAGACGCACUUAACCUAUAUAUUGGCCACGAUGGCGAACCAAAGAUGCAAAAAAUUAAAUGCGAUAGCCAUUCGAUACCCACAUACGUUGCGAGAACUCGUGAGCCGGUGCGAAUAUCGAAAGAUGACCAAUCGAUGGAUCCACGGUUUCCAGGCAGUUUUGAAGAUGAGGGUAACGUUGCUCACAUAAUGUGUCAGGCAAUCGCGCAACCGGAUGGAGCGUUAGUUGCUGUGCUUGAAAUUCUGCGUCGUGACGAUGAAGAGGCAUUUCAUGAAGAGGACGAAGAAAUUGCUUAUAGUUAUUUGGUGUGGGGUGGCAUUGCAUUGCAUUAUGCGCACCUCUUUUUGAAUAUGAAUAAGCAACGAAAAUUAAACGAUUUUCUCUUGGCUGUCGUGAAGUCUAUUUUCCAAGAUAUGGUUAGCAUGGAUAUGCUAGUGAUAAAGAUUAUGAACUUUGCACAGCGAUUGGUUGACGCAGAUCGUGCUUCAUUAUUUUUAGUUGAUUCGAAAAGCAAGGAAUUGUAUGCAACCAUCUUUGAUGUGGGUGUUGUUGGCUCCAAUGCACCAGAGAAUUGUGAUUCAGGCGAAGAGAGUGCCAUACAGCCACCAUCGAGAGAAAUUCGGUUUCCAAUCGGUACUGGAAUAGCUGGACAAGUGGCUUUGACCGGUGAAAUAUUAAAUAUCAAAGAUGCAUAUUCUGAUCCACGGUUUAAUCGAUCAGUUGACGCAAUAACCGGUUACAAAACCGAGUCGAUAUUGUGCAUGCCGAUUUUUAUUCGAGGAUCAGUCAUUGGCGUUGUACAAAUGGUAAAUAAACGAUCGGGAUGCUUUACGACCGAAGAUCAAGAGGCUUUCGAAAUGUUUGCGGUGUAUUGCGGUUUGGCUUUGCAUCAUGCAAAAUUAUAUGACAAAAUUCGACGGUCCGCACAGAAAUACCGAGUAGCGCUAGAGGUUUUAAGUUAUCAUAACACCGCUUCGGAAGAGGAAGUAAGAAAAUGUCUAGAAGGUGGAUUACCCGAUAGCGUUGUCGAUAUCGAUAAUUAUCACUUCAAUCCGUUUGCCUUUGAUGAUUUUUUGAAAGCUAAAUACACCAUAUAUAUGUUUAUGGAUCUGUUCGGGUUGCAUCGCUUUGACCAACAGAGUUUGAUACGAUUUACGCUGACAAUUAAAAAGAACUAUCGACGUGUGCCGUAUCAUAACUGGACCCACGGAUUUUCCGUCGCCAAUACAAUGUACACUGUUAUCAAACGAAGUGAAGAUGCUUUUCGGCCAAUCGAACGAUUGGCGUUGUUCAUUGGAUCACUGUGUCAUGAUCUGGAUCACCGUGGAAAAAAUAAUAAAUUUAUGCUAGACACCGAAUCUCCGUUAGCUGCAAUUUACAGCACAUCGACCAUGGAACAUCAUCAUUUCAAUCAGACGGUUACCAUUUUACAGCAGGAGGGACAUAAUAUUUUCGCGAAACUAAAUAGCAACGAGUACAAACAAGUGCUUGGUCUUAUAAAACAUUGCAUUUUAGCAACCGAUUUGGCUUUGUUUUUCCCAAACAAAGCCAAACUCUCAAUGUUAAUGGAAGAAGAGAAAUUUUCAUGGAGUAUAUUGGAGCACCGGAUGCUGAUGCAGGCAAUAUCGAUGACAGCCAGUGAUUUGAGUGCUUCGACGAAGCCAUGGGAUAUCCAAGUACAAACAGUGAGCGUGAUUUUUGAGGAAUUUUAUCAACAAGGUGAUGCAGAGCGGGCAGCUGGGCGGAUACCAAUUUCGAUGAUGGAUCGAAAUCAACCCGAUCAACAGGCCGCAUCACAAGUUGGGUUUUUGACUGGCAUUUGCAUUCCCUGCUACACACUUCUUUAUCGAUUGAUUCCAGAAACGUUUCCACUUCUGGAAAUGUGUCAGAAAAAUUUGGACAAAUGGAAAUCGAUUGCCGAAGAAGUCGUUGCGAAAGAAGGAUAAAAAAAUAAGAUAAAUCAUGGACCAAAUCACUUGGCAAUAAAUGUGGCAAUAAUUGUUCACUUUGUCGGAUACAUAUAUAUAUAUUUUUUGGGUUAAUUUACACUAAAACGCAGUAGAAUGAAGAAUGAAAGUACCGAUGAAUGAAAAGUUAAACCAUGAAGAUAACCGCACGAUCGAAAGUCCUUAAAUCACUUUUCCCGUGCGCAUAUGCUGACGAAACAUAAAAAGAGCAUCAAAUUUCUGGGCGCAAUUUAAUACAUCGGAUGGGAUAGUGAAAUAAUUGUUGUACGCGUACCUAGUUAAUAUUUUUCACCACUUGCAAAUGAACUUUUCAUAACAAGUAGCACAACAAUUUAACAAUUUACCAAUUUAAAGCAGUACAGUCUAUCAAACGACCAUCAGCCGGCCUGAAAGCAAAAUCAACUAUUUCGAUGAAGAUACAAAUCCAAAACAGAAUUUGUCCAUUGCAUUUUUGAACGUUAUGCAAUUUGAAAAGAAGAGCAUAGCGAUAAAUAAAUGUCUUAUUGAAAAUGUAAGAAACAUUAUGAUUAACAAAAACAAAUUAUCUAUUAAUUCAAUAUUUAAAUUGUAAAACCAUAUAAAAACCAAAUGAUUGUACCACUUGUUUUGACUUUGUAAAUAAACUUUUUUUAAAAGUAAAUGGAAAAAAUGACACAAACAAAACACAAAUCAAACUGAACUAUUACUAAGGAUCGUAAAGACAGGGAAAUAACAAUUCAUAUAGACAGUUUACACAAAAAAAUGAUUCUCAAUUCUCAUCAGUUCUGUAAUUUCAGAGAUCUCAUUUUGUAUACGGCUAUAUCUCGAGAUAUUAGUAGCUCCUAUAUUUGGGCGAUAGCUGUGCAUAUUUUUUAAUAGAAGCUACCGAACGAAUGCACAAUUUACAUUGCCAAUAUAUUAGUUAUGUGGAUUUUUGUUUUGUUUUUUUUUUGUUCGUAAACAAAUCUGCCCAUCUUUUUACAUUGCCACUGUACACAGUUUUUAUGUGCAGUGCACAUUUCGUAUGGACAUAAACUGUGUACAGUGGCAAUGCUAAAAGAUAGGCAGAUUUAUUUACAAACAGCAAAAAAUAAACAAAACAAAAAUCCCCAUAACUAAUUUAUUGCACAUACAAAACAACAUUUUUUAAGCAUAAAAGUUUUAUUCGUGAAAUGUCAUUUCACCAAUAGAAUAUUUCAUUUGUAUUGGUAAUUUCAGUACAUGUGCCAAAUUUGCUAAUACUGCCUAUUGUAUUGAAUUUACCAAUACAAAUGAAAAAUUCCAUUGGUAGAAUCAUGUUUCACCAAUAGACUGUCAGGAUUCAAAAAUAUAAUCUAUUGGUACUUUUACAUUUCACCAAUAGUAUUGGCAGGGUUCACCAAUUCAGUUUUGUCUGUGUGGCAAUGUAAAACUAAAUGGUGAACAUUUUACGUCUCUGUACUAUGUACAGUGGCAAUGCGUUGAUAUGGGCAGACUUGUUGACAAAUAACGGUAAAUAAAUAAAACAAAUCUCUCUUGCUUGUGUUUUCUCCGUUGUUGUGUCUUUGUUUGUGUAUUAAUUCGGUAACUGCUAUUAAAAAAUAUGCACAGCUAUCGGCAAAAAAAUAGGAACUACUAAUAUCUCGAAAUAUAGCCGUAUACAAAAUGAGAUCUCUGUGUAAUUUUCAUUUUUUUGAGUGCUAGCUUUGCUAAAAAUGCAUGACUUCAAAUUAUAAUUUAAUUCAUAAACAAAAAAUCGAAAUAAAAUGUAUUUACGAGUAAAUUUACUCUGAAAUCCGUUUAAUUUAACCCUCUAAUGCAUACAACCGCCUUUAGACGGGUAACAUUUGAACAUCUGUAUAACUUAAACGGUUUAAGUUAAACCGUGCAUUGGAUCACAUUGCUUUGAACGGCAUUUUUGUUCUUUAAGGUGUCUUCUAUAAUUUUGUCUUUUACACUAUUCGUCUACAUUAAGCGGUUGUUGUGUUAUGAACGAAAAUGUGCGCAAAAACAAAAAUUUGACAUAAUAUAUUAUUCCCUUCCAAAAUUAUACACAUUUUUGACACUUUUAAACAAUGGAUUUGAUUGUUCUCUGAUUUAUGUCAAUCGCAUUUCCUGACUAAACCAUGAGGAAUCCAGGAUUAUGAAUGUUUUUUUUAAUUAUAUAUAUAACCAAAAAUUAAUCAAGUACUAGUACUCCCAGCCCUGGGAAAAAAUUAAUGCAUUAUAGGGUUAAGCUGGACCCAUUGAAACUAAAUUUCAAUCGUAUCAAAUUGUAUACAUUUUCUCCUCCUCUAUUCGUUCCCAUUUCGAAAACCGAUUUUGAAUUUCAAAACCAAUAUUUUCUAGAGCUUUUCUUUAAAUCCAAUAAUUGAUGUUUACAUGGCAUGGAAAUGGAGAUUUAAAUGUUGAAUGUGUACAUCAAAAAAUCUUUGUAUAAUCCAAGCAAAUAUCAAAAUGAUUUUAAUAAUAAAAUAUAUUUAAAAAAAAAAAA
Sitodiplosis mosellana (orange wheat blossom midge) is the source of this 5719-nucleotide messenger RNA. RefSeq names its product probable 3',5'-cyclic phosphodiesterase pde-5. The transcript is spliced from 10 exons. The coding region runs from base 817 to 3246 and encodes 809 amino acids. Gene Ontology annotation, molecular function: protein binding; 3',5'-cGMP-stimulated cyclic-nucleotide phosphodiesterase activity. Gene Ontology annotation, biological process: signal transduction; negative regulation of receptor guanylyl cyclase signaling pathway. The record is from RefSeq and is a predicted model, not a curated record. Lineage: Eukaryota; Metazoa; Arthropoda; Insecta; Diptera; Cecidomyiidae.